AUGGUGCUGGGUGAAUUUGAUUCUCUUAUCAGCAACUUGCUGCGUCUCAUACAGACAAUGCGGCCUCCUGCAAAGCCUUCCACUAGCAAAAAUGCUGUUAAGCCGAAAACAGAAAAGGAGAAGCUGAAGGAAUUGUUUCCAGCCCUCUGUAGACCAGACAAUCCCACAGUCAGGACAAUGCUGGAUGAAGAUGAUGUGAAGGUGGCUGCAGAUGCCCUAAAGGAGCUCGAAGCUUUAAUGCCAGGCACCGGCAGGCAGGCGCAGCAUCGGCAUAGUGAGCACCAUACAAAGAAAAGGCGGCGGAGUCGCAGCCGUAGUCGAGACCGGGCUCGAAAGUGCCACAGAAAGUCCUCCCGCUCCGAGACACAAGAACGGAAUAAGGGUAAAUCCAGGCACCGCUCCCGAAGCAGGAGUCUGAGCAGAGACCGCAAGGAGCGGGAGAAGCCCGCAGAGAAGGGUGGUGAGCGGUGGAGGGAUAAACACGUGGACCGACCUCCUCCAGAGGAGCCUUCCAUCGGCGACAUCUAUAACGGCAAAGUCACCAGCAUCAUGCAGUUCGGUUGUUUCGUCCAACUUGAAGGGCUCAGGAAGCGCUGGGAAGGGCUUGUCCACAUCUCAGAGCUGCGCCGUGAGGGUCGUGUGGCCAACGUGGCUGAUGUGGUCAGCAAAGGCCAGAGGGUAAAGGUCAAAGUGCUCUCAUUCACUGGCUCCAAAACCAGCCUCAGCAUGAAGGAUGUGGAUCAAGACACGGGGGAAGACUUGAACCCCAACAGACGCCGGAACCUGGUCGGAGAGGCCAACGAGGAGACGGCCAUGAGGAACCCUGACCGGCCUACUCAUCUGUCCUUGGUCAGCGCCCCUGAGGUGGAAGACGAUGCGCUGGAGCGGAAGCGCCUCACCCGUAUUUCAGACCCAGAGAAGUGGGAAAUCAAGCAGAUGAUUGCUGCCAAUGUGCUCUCCAAGGAGGAGUUCCCUGACUUUGAUGAGGAAACGGGGAUCCUGCCAAAAGUGGAUGACGAGGAAGAUGAGGACCUAGAAAUCGAACUUGUAGAGGAGGAACCGCCGUUCUUGCGAGGGCACACAAAGCAGAGCAUGGACAUGAGCCCCAUCAAGAUUGUGAAGUGGAAGAAACAUGCUUUCGGGGGCAACAAAGCCUCUUAUGGCAAAAAGACUCAGCUGUCAAUCAUUGAGCAGCGGGAAAGCCUCCCGAUUUUUCGGCUAAAGGAUCAGCUUAUCCAGGCGGUCCAUGAUAACCAGAUACUGAUCGUCAUUGGAGAGACCGGCUCCGGGAAGACGACUCAGAUCACCCAGUACCUGGCUGAGGCUGGCUACACCUCCCGUGGGAAGAUUGGGUGCACCCAGCCACGUCGUGUGGCUGCCAUGUCUGUGGCCAAGAGGGUCUCUGAGGAGUUUGGCUGUUGUUUGGGGCAGGAGGUUGGCUACACCAUCCGAUUUGAGGACUGCACAAGCCCUGAGACGGUGAUCAAGUACAUGACGGAUGGGAUGUUGCUGCGGGAGUGCCUCAUCGACCCAGACCUCACUCAAUAUGCAAUCAUCAUGUUGGACGAAGCCCACGAGCGGACCAUACACACGGAUGUGCUCUUCGGUCUCCUGAAGAAG
Gekko japonicus is the source of this 1620-nucleotide messenger RNA. Its product is annotated as ATP-dependent RNA helicase DHX8-like. The annotation marks the transcript as partial. The transcript has 12 exons. Gene Ontology annotation, biological process: spliceosomal complex disassembly. Gene Ontology annotation, cellular component: intracellular anatomical structure; catalytic step 2 spliceosome. Gene Ontology annotation, molecular function: RNA binding. The record is from RefSeq and is a predicted model, not a curated record. NCBI's taxonomy places the organism in Eukaryota, Metazoa, Chordata, Lepidosauria, Squamata, Gekkonidae.